AUGAGAGCUACAGAACUACCACUGGAUGUGCAGAGGAAGACCAGGGCCUUCUACGGGAUCACUGCUUCCACAGAGUCCACUUCUCUCACUUCAGGAGGACUGCAGCCACCAUUUAAUCACACUGCUACCACCACCCUGACCGACAGGCUGCCAGGGAAUGCUGCACCGUGCGCACCGUACUCAGAGACAGAGCAGAGAGGAAAAGGAACCAAAGGAACUUCCCUGUCCCUGGGAUCAGGAGGAUCCAGGAAGCUCUCAGCCUCUGGGGUGGCUGCUGGAACAGGGGAUGGAAAACCCAGGCAGGUGAACUGGAAAGAGGAACAUCUUCCACAGGAACUCAUCCACAGCCAGUUCUGUGUCAUAGACAGAACUCUGGAUGGCACAGGAAUGAUAACAGGACUGAUUCUCUUGAAGGGACCCCAGGAGGGGAGCAGCGUGUACCUGACCAGCAUUGGAGGGGCCCUGCCUCUGGCCAGGGGGAGGACAGGGGCACUGGGAUCUUUGUGUGGAUCCUUGGCCUGGACCUCUGACCACAGAGAUCUGGGCUCAGCUCUGGUGGACACUGAGGCCAUGCAGCUAGGUGGGAGUGGAGCCCCUUUGUGUUCCUGGGGGCAGGAGGAGCCCAGCAGCUGCAGGGGUUUAACUGGGACCAGGGGCAGGAACGCCCCACCGUGCCUGGCCCAGAGGCCCCGAGCACCCUGGGCCCAGGCUGUGCCAGAAAUGGGCAUUCCAAAUUCCCCAGGGACACCGCUGGGCUCGUGGGGGAGCUGCUGGUGGGACAGAGGGCAGCAGACCCCUGCACACCCUGCCUGCCCUCUCAGCUGGGCCCUGUGCUGGGGCUGCUGGGAGCUGAGAACAGCAGGGACACAGGUACACAAUUCUUCUCAGAACAGGAAUGUGCUGAACAACACCUCAACAACGACAAAGUGCUGCGCUUUUUUUUUUGGUUUUUUUUUAAUGAAAACAAAAUAAAAACCUAAACAAGA
Messenger RNA from Prinia subflava (tawny-flanked prinia), 986 nucleotides. RefSeq lists its product as uncharacterized. Bases 1 to 972 code for a protein of 323 amino acids. The transcript has 4 exons. The record is from RefSeq and is a predicted model, not a curated record. Lineage: Eukaryota; Metazoa; Chordata; Aves; Passeriformes; Cisticolidae.